Molecule: messenger RNA, 502 nt
Organism: Metopolophium dirhodum (rose-grain aphid)
Lineage: Eukaryota; Metazoa; Arthropoda; Insecta; Hemiptera; Aphididae
Product: pantothenate kinase 1-like
Exons: 2
Coding region: 53-502 (149 amino acids)
Source: RefSeq, a predicted model, not a curated record
UGUCGUGACUCGUAAAGCGAGAAAUAUUUCAAGUUUUCGCAAUACGAUUACGAUGAUCAAAAACGGUUUGCGAUUGAUAUCCACAGGAUUGACUAGUAUACAAACGACACUGCGCGGUUGUAACUCAACGUCGGCAAAACUUCCCGGCAAUGGUAAAUGCGUCCGACAGUUAGUAAGUUACCAUUAUGCCAGUACAAAGGAGUGCUUCCGUUUUAAAAGUACAAACGGUACAGUCCCACCUAUGCCGUGGUUUGGAAUUGAUAUAGGCGGAACAUUGUCAAAAAUAGUUUUUUUCGAACCAAAAGACUCUAAUACAACACAAACUGAAGAUGAACUCUUGUCCAAUGUUACCAAAUAUUUGACGAAGAAUUCUGCUUAUGGAAAAUCUGGACACAGAGAUGCAUACCUACAGGCAUGCAUUAAUUUUUAUUAUUUAAUUUCUACAGUUCUUGUUUUUACAAUUAGUUUGUUCACAGAUGGACAAUGUACAGAUCAGCAAUAG